Messenger RNA from Lotus japonicus, 618 nucleotides. RefSeq names its product protein FAR-RED IMPAIRED RESPONSE 1-like. Bases 1 to 618 code for a protein of 205 amino acids. Lineage: Eukaryota; Viridiplantae; Streptophyta; Magnoliopsida; Fabales; Fabaceae. The transcript is spliced from 4 exons. The record is from RefSeq and is a predicted model, not a curated record.
AUGGAUGUCAAAUCGGUGCUUGAGCAAUAUGUAUUGAAGAGGUGGACAAAGUUAGCUAGAAGUGGGGAAUUGCCUAAUGGUUCGACUAAUCAUGUAGAAAAAGAUGCUCAUUUGUCUACAACUCAAAGUUAUGCAGAGAUUUGCCCUCACCUUAUUAGAAUAGCCACAGAAGCAUGUAGAAGUAAAGAAACAACCGUGUUUUUGAACAAAGUUGUUGAUUUAUUGGAGAAUCAAAUGCUAGAGUUUCAAAAGAAAGAAGUGAAUACUACAGAAAUUGAUGUCUUCCUUGGCAAAGUUAAAGAGAUUGGAAACAACAAUGACAGUUCAACACAAGUCAUAGGGUUCAAGAAAAAAGAAGGUAGAAAAGGUUCUAAACGUUUGAAAAGUUGGGUAGAGAACCAACAUGGCAAAAGAAAGAAAAAUAGUGCCUCACGUGCUUCACAGAGUCAACAACAUACUAAGGGAGGUAGUGAUGUUUUGGGUGCCUCAAGUGCUUCACAAAGUCUACAACGCACAAUGGGAGGCAAUGACACUUUGAGCCAAUUUGGUAUUAACAAUUUUACAAAUUUAUUGAUGGCAGAAGACGAUGAAGACAUCACAACUUUAAUCAAUACAUAA